AUGGAUGCCCGGCGGAGUGGUAACAUGUUUCAACUGGACAUGGCGAGAGUUGCAUCAAACGUACAGACCCGAGGUGACUCGAGUACCUGCCGAAGAGAUACCACCAAAUCAAUGCAAUUUUGCCUUGUCAACAUCGGCCAAACAUUAAAUAUUAAUAACCAGAGGCCUCCGAUUGGUAUUCGAAACCGAAUGACUCGUUGUCAACUCGUCAGUCAAUAUAAUCUUCCGACAGACGAAACAGAUCUUGACGCCAACCUUCUAAAAUGUAGCCUUCUUAAAGACAAAUGUUCAAAGAGGCCUCCUUUAAAGUUGAUUUCGAGCAUUGUCAGGUUCUUCGAACCGGAUCAAAUCAAAGCGAUUCAGCCUAUUUGCCACUUAAAAAUUGCCAGCUCGAAUCGAGUUCGACCCCCACUUAACGGGGUUUCGCAAAACAGACAUAAUCAGUCUCAAAACUUGCUGAUUCUUGUGUGCAAACUCCAAAGUGGUGGUUAG
This is a messenger RNA of Protopolystoma xenopodis, 492 nucleotides long. The record is from the annotation of a GenBank genome assembly. Lineage: Eukaryota; Metazoa; Platyhelminthes; Monogenea; Polystomatidea; Polystomatidae.